Molecule: messenger RNA, 9340 nt
Organism: Synchiropus splendidus (mandarinfish)
Lineage: Eukaryota; Metazoa; Chordata; Actinopteri; Syngnathiformes; Callionymidae
Gene: cspg4ba
Product: chondroitin sulfate proteoglycan 4ba
Exons: 10
Coding region: 120-7304 (2394 amino acids)
Source: RefSeq, a predicted model, not a curated record
CCGUUGUGUCCGCUAAACCGGCUGUUGUCUGUAACCAGGUGACCACUUACUCCAGAGACAAGUCUGUAAAUAUGUAACUCACUGGUAGCAAGUAUUUCGGUGCCUGUAAGCGAAGGAAGAUGGUGGUUGCGGCCAGGAACACCCCGAAAAAGUUCCUCUGUGGGCUUCUCUGGUGGUCGCUCCUCGUCCCACUGGCGUCCGGAGCUUCCUUCUACGGUGAUGGCUUUGUACAGCUGAAGGCCACAGAGUCGUCGGACCGUAACAGGCUCCGCAUUCGCUUCAGGACCUCCAGCACCAAUGGCCUGCUGUUUCUCGCUGCUGGUCAGACAGUCUACUUCCUGCUAGAGCUCCAUGCUGGUCGCCUGCAGCUAAAGCUGGACUUAGGAUCAGGGGAGGAGGUAUUGGAGUCUGACAGGGGGACCCAACUCAAUGACCUGGCCUGGCACUCAGUGGAGGUCCAUCAAGAGCGUGACAGUGUCACUAUGACAGUGGACAAGAACUCUGAUGUUGGCUUAACGCUGUCAGGAUCCAGCCAUCUUCUCAACAUCUUGGAUGGGAUGUAUGUUGGUGGCACUGGCAACCUAGACAAACCAUACCUCGCCAGAGAUCCACCUGGAUUUCGAGGCUGCAUUGAAGAUGUAGUCUUCAACAACCACGACCUGCUCUCUUCACUCAGGCCAAAUUCUGGAUUCAAGAAUGUUUAUGAGGUUUCUUUAGGGUGUAGCCCUCAAUUUUUUUCCACUGAAUAUGAUCCGAUAAGUUUCUUCAGCUCAAGGGCCUAUGCUUCUUUUUCAUCCUGGAGUGGCCAGCAGGAGGCAAUAUUUCAGUGUGUGGUGCACACUUCAGCAAGCGAGGGGAUCAUCAUGUUCAAUUCUGCCAAAGAGGGAGGCUUUGUGGCUGUGGAGAUUCAGGAAGGUUUUCUAGUCGCUGUUGUCGGCAAAGGUGAAACCAAGACUGAGCUCCGUUCCCUCAGACUUAUCAACGACAGAAAGUGGCACACUGUCAAAGUCCAUUUUAGCUUGAAAAAUGUUGACCUCACAGUUGAUGAGGAAAUGGUGAAAAUAAGCACUCGUCUCAAGCACUUGCAGCCGAAAGGUUUCCUUUUUAUAGGAGGUGUGGAUGAUGGUACCAGGGCUGAGGUCAGAAAAGUGGGUUUGCUGUCAGUGUCAGGAAAACGUAUCCGUGGAGGCUCCUUUAAGGGAUGUUUGAAGAACAUAGAAGUCAAUGGAGUGAAGCUGGGUCUAUCAAAUGCUGUGGUCACAAAGGAUAUCUCGGUAGGCUGUGAGCCAGAGAAGGACCCAGAACCUUCGUUAAGUCCAACAAAGGCACCGAGUCCCCUGCUCCACCUUGUGACUCCAACACCUUUUGUACGCAUGUCGACUCUUGCAUGGGGCCUGGAUAGAAGGUAUGGCUCGAAGUUUGUGCAUCUAAAACCUCUAGUGGUACCAGAAGGAGGUAGAGCGUCUCUUGAUGCUAAGCACAUCAAGGUCCUCCUGGAUUUCAAGAGACUUGGCAUUCGACAAUCUCAGAUCAAUUUUAGAAUUGAGGAACAGCCAGUGAGAGGUCAGAUAAGGCUCGACGUGGAUCCUGACCAGGAGGAAAACACCUUCAGCAUGUUAGACCUGUGGCACGGGCGUGUCAUGUACCUCCAUGGAGGAUCUGAAGAUCCAGAUGACUUCUUUAUGUUCUCAAUUUUUUCGAGCAGCCGAAAAGAAGCUCCAGAUUAUCUGAGGGGGAGCAAAAUAUACCGUUUCAAUGUGACGGUGACACCCACCAACGACGCACCAGAGUUGAGUCUCCCUGAAGGGAAUCUGUUUGUCCUGCUGGAAAAUUCCAAAAAACACCUCACCACUGAUGUUUUAAAGGCCACAGACAUUGACAGCAGCUAUAACAAUCUUGUCUUCACCGUGCUAGGGAAUUUAAAUGUGGAUGCUGGAUACUUGGAACUAGAGAACAAGCCAGGAACAGCUGUGACCUCAUUUUCUCAGACAGAUUUAGAGGAAUUAAGAGUGUAUUAUGUGCACACUGGAGUCCGAAACUCCAGGAUAGUUCUUAGAGUCAGUGAUGGGGAAAAGGUCAGCAACACAGUGGUUUUAAGGGUUAUGGCUAUCUCUCUGGAGUAUAAGAUUGCCAACAACACAGGCCUGGAGGUAACCCAGGGAGAGGCCGCUAUAAUUGGCUCUCAACAUCUCGGUGUGACGACCAAUGCCGUCAAACAAGUAGUAGACAUCCGAUACGAUGUCAUUGAGCCGCCACAGUUCGGAGAACUGCAAAGACUUCACUCAAGUGGUGAGUGGAGGCAUACAGACUCUUUUUCUCAGAGGCUUCUUGAGAAAGAAAGAUUGAGAUACGUCAGUACGUUCCAAGAAAUCCAAACCGUCAAUGCCACGGAUUUCUUCAAGUGCAAGGUGAAUGUGGCUUCGAAGACCACAACAGAACUACUCUUCUCUAUCACUAUAAAGUGGGUCAGUUACACACUAGUGAGGAACAUGGUGAUGGACUUGGAUAAAGUACGGAAAGUGACACUUGACUCCGAGUAUCUGUUUGCCUCAGCACAAGGUGUGCUCCUGUCUCAGGAUGAUCUUUACUUCAGAGUGCUAACCACGCCAAAGAAAGGCAAAAUCCUGCUGGACACCUCAGUUUUGGGGAAGAACUCAACCUUCAGCCAAAGAAAUGUCACAGAUCAUAGAGUCCAUUAUGUGCUCGUAGACAGACCUCAUGAAGAUACCAGUGACAAAUUUAAAUUCCUCCUGUUUUCCAAACAUGCACAGUCACAGAACUAUGAUUUUCAGUUCUCCAUUAAAGCCGAUGUCAACAGCGUUUUCAUGAGGAAUGAGGGUCUUGUUCUUCAGGAGGGAGAAAGCAAAAUGAUCACCACUGAGGAAUUGUUUGCAGAGACUCUCAGCACCAAGGACAUAUACUACACAGUCAUUAGCAGCCCCAAACAUGGGAAGCUAAGUCGUAUUAGUCAUUCAAACUCAAACUCCACCAAUGAGAACAUCCUGUCCUUCAGCAACAAAGACAUCACAGCUGAACGGAUAAUGUACACCCACGACGACAGCGAAACAACCCAGGAUGCGUUCACCUUCAUCGCUUCCACCACCAAAGGCUUCAAAUCUUUCAUUGCUGAAGAUGAAGUUGGCUCCAAAGAGGCCACUUUCAACAUAUCAGUCCGACUUGUCAACGACCAAAAGCCAGUGCGUGUCAUCGAUAAAGUUUUCCACGUAGUCAAAGAUGGUCAGAGGAUACUUACUUCAGAUGACUUGUGCUACCGUGAUGACGACUCUGAUUUCGACGAUGGCAAGUUGGUUUAUGCACGCAGAGGAAUCCCCAUUGGAGACUUGGUGCUGGUGAAUGACACAAGUCAGCGGCUCUUCCAUUUUAGCCAAAGGGAUCUAGAUGAAAAGAGAGUGUUGUUCCUACACAAAGGAGCAAGCAUAGGACGGUUUGUUUUGUUUGUCUCUGAUGGAAAGAACUUUGUAUCGAGUCUUUUAGACGUCAGCGCACAAGAACCCUUCCUAAAGGUCAGCAACAACUCUGGUUUACUUGUGCAAAAGGGACUGUCUGUCAUUGUUUCAAGUCAUAAUCUCAGUAUUGAAUCUAAUCUGGACAUCAGAGAUGAUGAGGAGAUCGUGUUCAAGGUGCAGGAAGCUCCAAAAUACGGAAUUCUAUACCGCAAUGAAACAAUUGUGAGAUCAUUUACGCAAGCUGAUCUGAAGAACAGGCUCAUCAGAUACACUCACAAUGAUGGCAAACAUCUAGCAGAUCACUUUAACUUGACCGUCAAAGCUCAAGACCUUCAGCUCCCAGUGAAGAUCAAUGUGAAGGUUUACCUGGAAAGUCAUCAGCGGCCACCAAUUGUCCAGCAACUCGGCACCCUACUUGUGGAUGAAGGGAAGCCUGUCAACAUUGAUGAAACUAAACUAGAGGUGACCCACGAGGACAACCUGCCAUCGGAGAUCGUUUUUACGGUCAAGAAACCCCCCUCCUAUGGAUACCUCUGUCGCUUUCUGGAAGCAGAAGAGCGUUACAGCGGAGACAAACUGUCCCCAGUCAAGACAUUCACGCAGGAGGAUGUCAACAGCGGAAAUGUCCAGUACAGGCAGGUGGAGCCAGACAAGCUCAAUGAUAGCUUCGUCUUGGAUGCCAGCAACGGGGUCACAGAUGUCAGUGAGAUUCGUGUUCUGGUGGAUAUUAUUCCGAGGCUCAUCCCGCUCCAGGUGACCAACUUCACCCUGAAUGAGGGCGGAGUCAAGGCUCUGACCGAGGAAGUGCUUCGAGUAACAAACAAGCACUUUAGUGGAAUCAACUUCUUGUUUAACGUGACGGAGCCACCGCAGCACGGCCACAUCGAGAACUCCAGGUAUCCUGGUGUGGCCAUCACCACCUUCAGCAGGAGACAGGUGGAACUAGAAUUCAUCAACUACGUGCACGAUGGCAGCGAGAGCCACAGUGACAACUUCACUGUGGUAGCCAAUGACACAAGCCUGAGAAAGCAGAGCGCCGUGGAGACGCUGCACGUCCAGGUUGAAGCAGUCAAUGACGAGCCACCCGUUAUCACAGCCAACCGGGUCCUCAGGGUCUGGGUUGCUUCAGUUACUCAGAUCCGUCCUGACGACCUGCACGCCCAGGACCUGGACACGCCCCCAGCGCACCUGCACUUCAUGGUGACCCCUCCCAGCAACGGACAUCUGUCGCUGAAGAGCACCCCCAUGAAGGCCAUCCUGAACUUCACCCAGGCUCAUAUCAACCAGGGUCAGCUGCUGUUCGUGCACAAAGGUGCCAUGUCUGGAGGUUUCAACUUUCAGGUCAACGACGGAGUCAACUUCUCGCCCAGAGGAAUCUUCAGCAUCACUGCUAAGGCUCUGCUGCUCAGUCUGGAGAGGAAUCACCCGCUCAAAGUGUUUCCAGGGUCGACGAUGCCGAUCACGAGGGAACAUUUACUAGUUUUGACCAACGAUGUCAGCAACACCUCUGAACGCAUAAUAAAGUACAACAUCAUUCGACAACCUAAACUGGGACGGGUGGUGAGGAGGCAGCUGGACAACUCCACCAUCGACAUCUCCACCUUCACCCAGACCAUGAUUGACCAUAAAGAGGUUUUAUACGUCCAAACGCCCAUGGAGUCGGUGGGAUGGGAAGCCAUGGACUCGCUGGCCUUCUCUGUGAUGUCACCCCCGUCUUCCAUGGAAAGUCAAACGUUUAAAAUCGACAUCUCUUAUGAAAACACUGGACCUGAACGCAACACAGUGCUGCUGGCUAACACAGGGGCAGUGGUGACCGAAGGAGGGAGCGUCGUCAUCGACAAGUCCAACCUGGACGCCGCUAACUUGAUGUCCAAGUUGCCCACACCAGAGAGAAAUUCCCACGAGGUCUGGUUCCAGGUGACGUCACUGCCUCAGCACGGCGUCAUUGUAGUGGGCGAGCGAAACCUCACCAAGGAGAAGCCCAACUUCUCCCAGUUCAUCGUCAACAAGUACGGCAUCACCUACAAGCACGACAACUCGGAGACCACGCACGACUCAUUCAGGUUCAGCACUUGGGUCAAUCCAAAAGGUAAAUCGGCACAGCGUCCUCUAGACCACUACAUUGAGGAGCACUUCAACAUCACCGUCACACCUGUCAACGAUCAGCCUCCUCUUCUGAAGACCAAGGCUCCGAGUCUCACAGUGGUCCAGGGUGACAUGACCGUCCUCAAACCUGAGAACCUCAAAGUAGAAGACUUGGACAAUCCUCCCGAAGACAUUACCUUCUCUGUGAUCAGCAAACCAAACAACGGGUUCCUGGCAAUUGAGGGGAGCUUGAACGAGUCGACUGCCAGCUUCACCCAGGCCCAGAUCAACAACGGCAGUGUUUACUUCAUCCAUGACGGGAGUCCUUCCUCCGGGGUCUUCUACUUCAGCGUCACAGACGGUCACCACAAACCCAUUUACAAACUCUUCAACCUUGAAGUGACAGAAAUCACCAUCUUUCUGGUCAACAACUCCGCCCUGACCCUAGAGCAAGGCGCCACAAUGGUGCCGGUGACGCAGGACAACCUGGCUUCCAAGACGAACGGGAAAAACACCACUAUUCACUACCGGAUCACCAGGAAGCCACACUUUGGUAAACUCUUAAUGGAGGACCAGGAGGUGGCGCAGUUCGACCAGGCGGAUCUAAACACAGGGAGACUUUCUUACCACAUGGUCCACCUUUCCUCGGCAGAAGACAGUUUUGAGUUCACCGUCUUCACCUCAGAGGUGAACCUCAGCAGCCAAGUUCUCAACGUCACGGUCACUCCUCUGCUGGAGGUGGGCCAUAGUGUGCGGACCCCCAACAGGACUCCUGUGAGCAUCAGCACUACUUUCUUUAACGCCUCUAAACUGGCGCAGGUCUGCGACUGUGACCCGGUGUUUGAAAUCAUCUCCCACCCUCGGUUCGGGAGGCUGAAGCGGGUGAAGGCUCCCAGAAGCUCUGUGCUGGCUGACUCCUUCACAUUCCAGGAUGUGAUGCAAGAGACUGUGUCCUUGGAGCUGAGCGCCAACAUGACCGGCGUUCAAGAGCUGAACGACUCCCUGGUGUUUUUACUGAAAGCAAACAACUUGCAACCUGCGAGAGGGGAGUUCCACUUCACCAUUGUGCCGUAUGAUCCAGCACUUUUCCAGACCACAAAGAGUCCCAUCCUGACCACCGUAUUAAAUUCCCGCCAGGCGACGGUCCACGCCUCCACAGUUGGAACCAGGUCACCCGUCCUGUCUACAGCUUCCUUCAACACCCAGCAGCCCAGCAAAAACCACCAGAAGUUCAAGAGCCGUAACCGCUGGGGGAACUCCAACAGGACCAGGAGCUUCAGCACCACUCUGGCAAAACCGACACCCGGAUCCGAUUACUUUCCAUUCAGGAAUACGCCAGUGCGCGUGGAGUCGUACCAUCAGAAGAGCUCCAGCCCUCUCAUCGUGAUCCUGCCGCUGCUCGCGCUCCUGCUGCUUGUCAUCAUCUUUGUGGUUCUGGUUGUUUUCCUGCGACACCACAGACGCGGCAAGCAGAGCAGCGAGGAAGCCACCGAGGGGCCUCCACCUCCUCCGCCUGGUCAGCCAUACCAGGGUCAGCCUCAGUGGAGCACAGCUGUCCCCACAGUCACCGUCACACCUUUGAACCACAGCAGCCCCAGCAGCCCCGUGUUCCAACGGGCACUGACUCCCUACUCAGCCUGUGACACCUUUGAGUCGAACAUGCUGGCAAACUCCUGGACUGAUUCUGCUGCGUCCUCUCAGAUCAUCCGGAUUGGAACCCCAACGCUUCAGAAGAACCAGUACUGGGUUUGACGGUCCAAUCUGCCCACACCGUAAGGACUUCAGAUCACCUGACUGUGGUCAGAAAGCACAUCACUGACUUUGAUUCCAGAGGUGAUCAGCUGUAGCUGAGGUGAGAAGCGAGGCUGAGGCCUCUCUGCGCCCAGAGUGAGGAUCAAUCCCGCCGUCUAGAUGUUGACCUGACCCGUCUUUCACAUGGUCCUAAACCUGACCUGUUCGCGGUCUCAGCUCAGUGUGCCCUCUCUCCCACCUAUGAGGUGUCAUGAACUGAUAAAGAUGGUUAUGAGCAUUAUAAAUUGUUAAUUAUUCAAUAAUUCACAGUCACGGUCACAUGGGAAUAGAUUCUGGCAACGCCCCAAAACAGCCCUGUUUUUUAGUGUGAGAAGAUCAUAGCAAAGCCACCAGGACCUCACUUUGGAUCUUGUCUGGUUUGGAUCAUGUCAUGACCACAGUAGUCUGUUUGGGCCUUCAGACAUGUCAAACUCAAGGCUUGCGGGCCACAUCUCUAUCUCAGUACUAAAAGUCUGCGGCAUGUCAGCAAGCAAAGUGCUGUGAGAUCACUGACCUGUGAUGAUCCACUCAGUUCCAGUUCCAGUUGUUGAGUAGAUUCAACGCAUCCUCUCUCCCACAGCAUCAAAUAGCAACUAUUUUCAAGUGGACUGUCCAUAUUGUCUGAUAUUUGUGUCCAGAUGGUAAUGUGAGACCAAAAUCACCAAUUGUGAUUUGAGUUAUUCCCCGUACCAACGAUCAUCUGGCCUGCUAGUUAUGAAGGGACGGUGUGUAAAAGCACCCCACACACACACCACACAGGUCCCAUUAAACACUGCCACAGGUUUUCAACCUUCGUCAUCAUCCCAGAAGACUAUGGUGGGGUUGUGACAUCAAUGAGGGUGUCCCCUGCUCAAAUGGUGCUACAGUUCCUCUGUCUAGAUAGCUUCUGUUGAGUUUGACUCCUCACACAAGGUGUUUUAAUGCCACUUUCUAGUCAUGUUGAGUACUGUUGAGGAGAAACGCAUCUGUGAGUAUCAGAGUACGCAAGUCAGAAGACGUCAUCGAUCAGACAUCACCGUUGAUAUGGUUUUGGUUCAGAGGUGUCGGAGGAAACAUGCAGGGCUCCUGUUGGCUCUGUUCUCAAAUGUAUCUGGAACAAAACGUUUUGUAACUAGUGCUUGUUACCAGAUCAACUCAUAGCUGCUUAAGAUUGUUUUCUAUAUGUUAAUUUGAGUUGAAAAGCACUCGAGAGAGCAACAACAGCAAGCGGGAAAAAAUGGCGUCUAAAUCCGUAAAAUUCAUCUGACUCAUCUCUUUGUAACUCAGGAACAUUAUCGAAGUAGUUCAUGAUAAAAACUAGCAAACAAAAUGUUCAUUUGUUUUCAUGUUCUUUUAUUUAUGCUUCAACAGUUUCACCUCAGUUGUGUAUCAGCCACUGGUUUGACUGACAAGACGGAGGGAUGGUGUUUGUCAGCAACAAGUUAACUUACAUGUGAACCAAAGUCAGAGCGAACUCUGCUUCGAUGGAUUCAACCUGUUAUUUUAAUCCUGGUGUGGCAUCUGGCAAAACAAACAGCAAGUUGUUCUGAAUCUAUUAAAAUGUGCUUUAUGCAAAUAUUCAAACAGAGAAGUGCAAAUACACUGCUAGCUUAGCUAGCGGGGUGUUCGUCCUUUUCUCUGUGAAGUUAAAAAAUUAAGAAUGGAGCCCAAUAGACUUGCUAAAUGCUAAAAAGUCAUUUUUUUACAAUAUGCAGCUAAAAUUCCUUGAAUUGUUUUGUGUAUGGUUCAAAUUGCGAAACCACAAUCUGAAAGGGUUGUUGGCGAGCAGCUUCUGAACUUGGUUUUUGUGGCGUCACAGAAUAUAGCAAGUAUAUUUUGGAGCCGUUAAGUUAGUAUGACCAUCCGGGCGUGGCUUGACCUUGAAUAGUUACUGUGUCGGCAACACUGGAGUCCAGACACUGUGAUAGGUAUGAACCACUGUAUGAGAAAAUGUUAUGGCAUCAUUUUGUAUGGAAAAGUGGCACCUGGCUCCUCCUUUAUUUAUACAGUAUUUUUAA